Messenger RNA from Sphaerulina musiva SO2202, 2184 nucleotides. Its product is annotated as Fungal_trans-domain-containing protein. Gene Ontology annotation, molecular function: zinc ion binding; DNA binding; DNA-binding transcription factor activity, RNA polymerase II-specific. Lineage: Eukaryota; Fungi; Ascomycota; Dothideomycetes; Mycosphaerellales; Mycosphaerellaceae. Gene Ontology annotation, biological process: regulation of DNA-templated transcription; DNA-templated transcription. The transcript has 3 exons. The record is from RefSeq and is a predicted model, not a curated record. The coding region runs from base 1 to 2184 and encodes 727 amino acids.
AUGUCUACCAGAAUACGCGCAGGUCGCGCCAACAGCAUGGAAAGCAAGCAAGCUCGUGGGAAGGCCAAUGCCUGCCUACGGUGCUACGAGAAGAAAAUAAAGUGCGACAUGGAAAGCCUUGGUCAGCCAUGCACAGGUUGCACACGGGAUGGAGUGAAGUGUCAAAAGCGAUCCCGCAAACCGUAUCCACCACGCAGAGAAGCCAGUAGUGCCGCAUCUUCAACAUCAAGCAGCUCGCGUGGCUCUCCCACGCGUAGCAAACCGGGUUCCACACCACCUCGAAGCGUUCCUAUGGAACGACCGCAAGCGCCACUGUUCAGUCCUGACCAAUUCCACUUCUCUGCUCCAUUUCUGGAAUCGCCCAGUUAUUUUACUCCAAUACACGACUUUUCUUCGAACGUGAUGCCGCACGCAACUGUGGAGCGGUCAAAUACGAUGACGGACACAUUGCCAUUCUUUGGCGGUGAUGAGCAAGACUAUGCCUUCCUGCUCAGCAUGUGCGAUGCUUCCAAAGAUCGCAAGGCAAAUGCCCUCUUCGGCCACAAAUCUUCCAUGGGUAUCAUGGAACCGGAAGCAUUGGCGUACGCUGAAGCCAAAGGCUGUUUCUCGAUGCCGAGCCAUGCUGUCUGCGAAGAUCUUGUGCAAUGCUACUUCCACUACGUGCACCCGAUUUGUCCCAUUAUGGACAUAGCAGACUUCCUCGAGCAAUACCAAGGUGGCGCCUUGGAGGGUACGAGUCUACUGCUCCUGUGGAGUAUGUUCUCGGUCGCAGCCAACUUUGCAUCAGAUUCGACGCUCGCGACACACGGUUACCUGUCUCGUGCCGAACUCAAACAGACGUUGCACGCACGAGCGAAGUGCCUCUAUGAUCUCGGUUACGAGCAAGAUCCCGUCACACAGAUUCAAUCCGCACUCCUCCUGGGCUUCUGGUACUCCGACAUGCAAGAUCAUGUGCAGUCGUGGCACUGGACGGGGAUUGCCAUCUCGUCCGCACAGAGUCUGGGCCUGCACAGAGACCCCGACACCCUCUGCCUCGAACAUCCCGUGCCCAGCUCGCGGCGACGGCUCUUGGCAAACAUCUGGUGGUGCUGUUUCUUCCGCGACCGCUGGCUCAGUUUCGAACACGGUCGGCCCCUCCGAAUCAAUGCGGACGAUUGCAACGUGCCGAUGGUCAGCUCAGACUAUCUGAUGCAGCUACCUGAUCGCGCGCCCAAAUCGUGGCACAAGUAUGUUUCUUUGGAGCUCCGCCAUCUAGGACCGAUAUGGAUAGGUCUGCUGCAGCUCACACUCGUAUUGGAUGACAUCCUGGCGGCCAACCAGUCACCACGCAAGACGACGCUAGACAUCGAGAGCAUGACUAGCCUGGAGCGGCGCAUUGCUCGGUGCUUGCCGGACAAACAGGCCCGUCCUUUCCAUUCCGAUGUGUUACUGUUCUUUGAAUCGCAUGCGCAGCUCCACCUCGAAGCGGCCAUGAUUGCGCUCUACAAGCCAUAUGCGUCCGAAUUCUCCAGCACGUCCGCCAGCACCAGCACAGAUCCUACGCUGAUUCGACUGGCCAACGGGCGCGUCAAAGACGCAUCCGCACGCACCAGCGGGAUUCUGGACCGCAUCAUUUCCUCCGACACUCUGCGGUUCGCAGGACCGAUGAUUAUUCCGCUGCUCGUGCCGAGCAUGACAAUACAUUUGCUGCAAGCCAAAUCUCAUGACCAGUUCACGAGUUCUUGGAGCCGCAGUCGACUAGACCAAUGUCUAUUGGUGCUCAAGCGACUCGAAGCCAACUAUCCCGCCGCUGCUCUCGUGCACCAGCUCUUCGCCGGGAAGCGUGGAUCGCAAGCGGCGGCAUUGGACGUGGGCUCCCACGACGCGUCUACAGCAAGUCUGAUGGACGAUUCCAAGCGGAUGUCUUCUUCCUGCGGACUCGACAUUGCACGCAACCACGAUAUGGUACACCAGUGGCAGGGAGCGCCGUUGGACAUUCAUAGCACGGGAAGCCUGUGCACUCCCAACCGAAGCGCAGUCGCAGCAGCAGCAGCGACAGCACAGUGGUCGAGUCCUCCCAAUCUGGAGAUUGUGGACCCGGACUUUGAUCUCUGGAACCUCACAACACCCUCCGAGGGGCCCCUCUUCUUUCCUCUUGAUGAUGUCCACAUGAAUGGACUGGAAUAUGGCGCGUGCGCAGCAUGA